Molecule: messenger RNA, 2479 nt
Organism: Nematolebias whitei (Rio pearlfish)
Lineage: Eukaryota; Metazoa; Chordata; Actinopteri; Cyprinodontiformes; Rivulidae
Gene: loxl4
Product: lysyl oxidase-like 4
Exons: 14
Coding region: 1-2427 (808 amino acids)
Biological process (GO): peptidyl-lysine oxidation
Cellular component (GO): membrane
Molecular function (GO): copper ion binding; protein-lysine 6-oxidase activity
Source: RefSeq, a predicted model, not a curated record
AUGACCUGCUCCCUCUGCUUGAGCAUCCACCUCCUUCUGCUGCUGUCCUUCAGCUGCACCACACAUGCCGAACCUCGGCGGACCUCUCAGCGCAGGGUGGCUCGCGCACCGGCCUCCAAGGUGCGAUUGGCGGGAAACUUUGCACGGGAAGCAAACGAAGGGCGCAUAGAGGUGCUGCACAACAACACCUGGGGGACCGUUUGUGACGAUGAAGUGGACAUAAAACUGGCUAACGUGGUGUGCCGAGAACUGGGUUUCCGAGGAGCUGUAACAUGGGCUCAUAGCGCCAAGUAUGGAGAAGGAACGGGUCCAAUAUGGAUGGAUAACGUACGAUGUGAUGGUUCAGAGAAGUCCCUGAAAGACUGCAAGCAUAACGGUUGGGGGGUGAAUGAUUGUAAACACUCUGAAGACUUGGGGAUUGUUUGCACACCUGAGCACAGGGUGGAUCAGCCUGGUGCGACCAACAGAGGUCACACAGCUGCUGCCAGGCCAUCUGUCAGCCAUGCACCUCAAUGGGGGGGUAUCGUUGCAACCCAGCGACAUCCUGGAUACGGGUAUUACGGAAAUGGACAUCCACAUGAGAUUCCCAGGUUCCAUAGACCCCACCACUACCAGGGUCACAGUAAGGUGCAGAUAGAAGAAGUCCGUCUUCGUCCCAUCCUCAUGGCUACAAAGAAAAAGAGCCUCAUUACUGAGGGUGUCGUGGAAGUGAAGCAUGCUGGGAGGUGGAGGCAGGUGUGCGACCUGGGUUGGAGUCUCAACAGCAGCCGUGUGGUGUGUGGGAUGCUUGGAUUUCCAGAGGCUACGCAACACAAUGUCAAAACAUACAAGAAAAUAUGGGACAGCAAGGUCAAAGAUCCAUCAACAAGAAUUAGUCUCAUGGCAAAGAAGAAGGGAUUCUGGGUAGAGAAAGUUCACUGUCUGGGCACUGAGAACAGCCUGUCAGAGUGCCACUCUCAGCUGUCCAUCCCCCGUAGUCCCACUCCUUGUAAAAAUGGAAGACAUGCAGUGGUCAAGUGUGUACCAGGACCUCAAUUUGCUCGCAUCUCCUCAGGAAGACCCCAGGCUCCUCAUCCAGUUGUGCCUGUGCGCCUUAAGGCAGGUCCCAGGCUGGGUGAGGGUCGCGUUGAAGUGCUCCGAAAUGGAAAAUGGGGAACUGUCGUCGAUCACAUGUGGGACAGGACUGCAGCCAGUGUGGUGUGCAGAGAACUGGGUUUUGGUACUGCCAAAGAUGCCCUGCAAGGAGCCUUUAUGGGCCAAGGUACAGGACCCAUUCAUAUGAACAAUGUACAGUGUAUGGGCUCGGAACGCUCCAUCAUGGACUGCUUCUUCCAGGAAGUCCAGCUGUGGACAUUCAAACACAGCCAAGAUGCCUCAGUACGCUGCAACAUUCCUAAGACUGGCUCAGAAAAAACGGUACGGCUUGCAGGUGGUAGAGUCCCAUCUGAAGGCCGUGUGGAGGUGCUAAUGGAUGUUGGGGGUCGUAAGCGUUGGGGAUCUGUCUGUAGUGAAAACUGGGGCAUAAAUGAAGCCAUGGUGGUGUGCAGACAGCUGGGCUUAGGCUUUGCUGCAAGUGCUCUCCAGGAGACGUGGUACUGGUCUGGUAAUCCAAACGCAAGUGAUGUGAUUCUCAGUGGAACUCACUGUGUGGGAACGGAGCUUUCAAUACAACAGUGUCGACGAAACAACCACGUUCACUGCCCUCGUGGCGGUGGAGCAAAGGCCGCUGGGGUCAGCUGUUCAGACACUGCCCCAGAUCUUGUAUUGGAUGCCCAGCUGGUCCAGGAGACAACCUACCUGGAAGACCGACCCCUCCACUUGCUGAAAUGUGCACAUGAAGAGAACUGUCUGUCAUCGUCUGCUGCCAGGAUGAACUGGCCUUAUGGUCACCGACGCCUGCUGCGCUUUUCCUCUCGCAUCAUGAACCUGGGUCGAUCUGAUUUCAGACCCAAAGCUUCAAAAGAGAGCUGGACAUGGCACGAGUGCCACAGGCACUACCACAGCAUCGAGGUGUUCACACAUUAUGACCUGCUGACUCUGAACGGAACAAAGGUUGCAGAGGGACACAAGGCCAGUUUCUGUCUCGAGGAUACGUACUGCCCCGAUGGACUACAGAAGCGGUUCUCCUGCUACAAUAUGGGCGAUCAAGGCAUUUCUGUGGGCUGCUGGGACACUUAUCGCCAUGAUAUUGACUGUCAGUGGGUGGAUGUGACAGAUGUGCGGCCAGGUGACUACAUAUUCCAGGUGGAAGUCAACCCCUCGCUGGACAUGGCUGAGUCCGACUUUAUGAACAAUGUCAUGAGAUGCCGGUGCAAGUAUGAUGGCCACAGAGUUUUCAUGUAUGGUUGUCACACAGGUGAUGCUUACAGUGCAGAGACUGAAGACCUGUUUGAACACCAAAGACAAAUCAGUAACAACUUCGUGUAGUCCGUCCAAGAGUCCAGUUUGAAGGCAGUGGAACACAGAUGCUAUUUAUUGU